AUGACUUCUUCCGACGUUCGCGAUGUCCUCAACCUGGGCGACGGUGCGUCUGGCCCCCGAUCGAGCAAAAAGCAGAAGAUCUCAGCGCCGAGACCAAACCUGAAGGGCCUGGCGCGUGAAGUACACAACCUUGGAGGCGACAAUCCUAUCGCCAUCGUCCCCGAAGUCACACAUUUCAAGAAGCGACGCUUUGCAAGUCGUAAGCCUGCUGCGAAAUGGGAGAUGCGACCAUUCAAGAAUUCGGCGCGGAGUGAUUCGGAUUUCACCUUGCGACACUGGAGGAGGAAGGACGAGAAGCAAGAAGGCAACGAUCCAUUGCAGGAACAGAUGAGCCAGGAAGAACAACCACAACCGUCCCAAGAUAAGCUCGAGGAUUCCGCGUUUGCCAAGUUCAACGUGCAAGUUUCAGUACCGCAGUACAGCGAGGGCCAGUAUGAGCAAUCACUACAACACAGCGACUGGACUAAGGAGGAGACGGAUUAUUUGCUCGAACUGGCACGAGAUUUUGACCUCCGAUGGCCCUUAAUAUGGGAUCGCUACGAGUGGAACCCUCCGGCUAUGAACGGGGAGGCUGACGCGGACGGCGACGAGAGUAAAGCGAUUGUGCCGACGACAAGGUCUCGAUCCCUCGAGGAUCUCAAAGCACGGUAUUACGAAGUCGCAUCCAAGAUGAUGGCAGCGCAGAAGCCUGUGCAGUACAUGACACAACCCGAAUUCUCCCUCCAUGAACUCAUGGCACACUUCAACCCGCAGCAGGAGAAGUCAAGAAAGGAGUUUGCGCUAAAUGCUCUGACGCGGUCACGCGAAGAAGCUCGCGAAGAAGAAUCGCUCUUGCUGGAGAUUAAGCGAAUUCUGGCACGCAGCGAGCGAUUCAACGAUGACCGGCGCGAGCUUUACAAUCGCCUCGAUUACCCUCGAGCGGAUACUGACAUCAACGCUUUCAAGUCUUCUGCAGGCCUGCAGAACCUCCUGCAGAACCUCAUGACCGCCGAUAAGUCCAAGAAGCGUAAGUCACUAAUGCCUGGCGAUGGCAUCAGUCCAUCUGGCACAGCACCCCCACAAACAGCAGCCGCUGCCUCUGCUGCCGCCACUGCCGCUGCUGCCGCCGCCGCCGCAGCAACACAAGAGGCCGGGAGGCGCGAAAGCACGGUCGCAUCCACUGGUCCUCGCGAAUCUACCGGCCCUGCUCCUACUCCAACAGCUUCAAACAACAAGAAGGGCCAGCAGCAACAACAGCAAGAGCGCCGCAAACUCACGACGCAAGAGGAGCUGCUGUAUGGCGUAACCCAUCAUGACCGACUCGGCUCCGGGCCAACUUUCCGAACAGAGAGAAUCAACAAACUCUUCUCACACAAGUCGAACCAGCAGCAAUUGCGUAUCACCAAUGUCCUCAACGAGUUAGAUGUGCCUAACAAGCUUGCUAUGCCGACCGCGGCGACUACACAUCAGUAUGAACAACUUCUCGCGGCCGUCAACAGUCUGCUCGAUGCUCGUAAGGUCUCAGAUAAGCUUGAAUCCGAGAUCAAAAUCGAGGAGGCAAAGAAGGCAGAGCGAGAGAAAGCUCUGGCACCCCCUGAAUCCGAGUCAUCGGCCGGAAAAGACCAAGAAACAAAGGAUGGGGAUAACACGGAAGGUCCUGGAGCCGCUGCAGUGAAAACAAACGGCAACGUCACAUCUGCACCUGAAAAUGCAAGCAAGGGUGCUCUAGAAACAGCAGCCCCAACGACCGAAACUGCAGACAAUGAAACGGAACAGAACACUGAAACUGAUAAGAACGGGCGUCCUGGUAGUAGCGGUGCCACGCACAAGCGAAGUGCCAGUGUCUUAAGCAACGUCAGUGACAAGAGCAACAAACGCCAGAAGAAGUAA
This is a messenger RNA of Fusarium sp. VM40, 1869 nucleotides long. The record is from the annotation of a GenBank genome assembly. NCBI's taxonomy places the organism in Eukaryota, Fungi, Ascomycota, Sordariomycetes, Hypocreales, Nectriaceae.